AUGCCUAUGAUCCCGCUGGCAUCGGUUUUAAUCAUAUCAAUCUGUUCCGUUCUCAAAGACUCGAAGAAACUCACUAUCGCCUUCAACGAAAUCCCCCGCCUGAGAGUGGAAGUCAAGCCCGAGGGGGGAGACUUCACCCUCCCAGAGGUCUGUAGAGUUCUCACCUUUCUCUGGUACGCCUCACCGCGUCUAAACGACCUGCAUGCGGAAUACUGUGGACCGGGCUCACUAUUUGCUCCGGGUCUCGAGUUUGCACGUAACUUCAGCACCGAUUCGCACGCCUUCCUCUCUGAUGCUGAAUGGCGCGGUGAGCCCACCGAGGCGUUCUUCACUCGUGGUCUACCAACUGCUAACAAGGUCAGCAUGCUCGAACCACCCUCCAUCCGAGGGUCAGACAUUGAGAACGAAGCAGUCCUCCAGAUUACGGCAACUAAAAGCUUGAAGGAGAUCAUGAAUGGUACUGAGAUCCACGUCCGGGACUGGGAAGGAUUUUCCCAACACGCCGGCACUUUGGACUCUCAUGCAAUCGAGAACUGGAUCAAGUUGAAGCUAUCCAACUCUGCGUUUGGAUCGUCUGGUUCGUACAAAAUCCUUCAUUUGCUCGAAGAUAUUAACCUCCAUGCACAAGCAGCAUACUACGAACCUCUCGGCCAGAACCCAUUCGUUCCGGAACUUGACGCCCACCGCCUUCGCAAACCCACCAUCAACCUCGAAGACGACGAAGACUUGUCGCCGUACACCUUUGGCAUCGAACUCGAGUUCCUCGUCCCUUUCACCGAUACCAAACACGCCGGCAAAGACAUCGACGAUCAACGCUGGGUCUACAAUCAUUUCACCCCGUAUGUCCUCCCAAGUCCAACCAACCCCCCACCACAGAGCGAGCUCGACAAGCUGGCCGACCUGAUAGAUAAACACCUUGGUACCAACCCCAAAGACGAGCGCGGACAGGCCCACGAUGAAUCAGCGAAACAACUAGAGACAAUGCUCUGCGACGAGGGGUACUUUAGCGCGGCAUGGGACACCGUCUUUGACCUCCGAGACGACUACGAGGGCAAAAUAUCCAUACCGGGGAUACAAUCCAUCGCAGAUGCUGCGGGCUGUCAUCUUCACUUCUUGGAAGAUGUCAUCGCAGAGUUCCAGUGCUGGUACAUUGAGAGAGACCCUAGCCUUUCUGACUGGGCUUCCGGUGAAAAGGGGUACGCCGGGCACACUGGGAUGGAGAUGUCCAGUCCCGUAUUGCGUGACUCACCCGAAGAUUUCGGCAAGAUUGUCGACGUCUUGAGGAUCCUCCGCGGUGGGCUGAGACCGAUGCUGGACGUCAGUUGUGGUCUACACGUCCACGUGGGUAGUGUUCGCAAGUUUUCUCUUCGCAGCUUGAAGCGUAUCGCCACGUUGAUCAUGAUUGCUGACCCGAUUCUAUAUACUCUCGUCCACCCUUCUAGGCAGUGGAAUCCCAUGACGCUGCCUCUCCACCUCGAUGCAAUUAUCGCAAAGGCUGACGGUUUACCCGACUACACCGCAGCGUUUGAUUUCGAGGACGCAGAUAACAAGUCACAAGACAACCCUCUCCAGGUGGUCAUGGCCAAGGUGUUGUUGGAUCUGGAAGCCAACGUUCCCAUGAACGACUUGCCCCGGAAGCUGCGGGGUCAGCUGGCAAAGCUCUGGGCUACAGAUAGUCUCUCUGUUCUUCUAAGUCAGCUCGCCCCGUUUCGUGGGUGCAAGGGCGGCACCGCCUUCGGCACCCUCGGUUGGGACUUUUCGAAGCCGAGCAAUGACCCACGUAUAAAGGGCACCAUCGAGUUCAGAAUGCUCGAGGGCACGCUUGACCCGGUACUGAUUACGCACUGGACCAAGCUGCUUCUCAAGAUUGUAGAAAGAGGGGACGCUGCGACUUCGAAGGAGUACUUCCAGAUACUUGCUACCCUCGCCCAGGAGCGGAAAAGUGCGGAAGAUAAGCUUGCUGCGUUGCUGGGUGCUCUUGGCCUCGAGAAGCACCUGCCGUUCUGGAGCAAGAUCUUGCAGAAGAAUCAAGCUAUAGACUUCGAGUUGGAGGACAACGAGUAUGGGCGGAAGAUCAUGCCCGAGGAUUGGGAGUUGCCCAUAUACCGACAGAAGGAAGGCAAUGGGCAGGUGUUCGAACGUAGUUGGUAUGAACGGAACGUUGUCAGACUACCAAAGCUUGACGACGAUGUUUGGGACCAGAUCAGAGAUAUUCUUUGA
Molecule: messenger RNA, 2220 nt
Organism: Colletotrichum godetiae
Lineage: Eukaryota; Fungi; Ascomycota; Sordariomycetes; Glomerellales; Glomerellaceae
Exons: 3
Coding region: 1-2220 (739 amino acids)
Source: RefSeq, a predicted model, not a curated record